UAUUGACGAGGAUACACUGGAAGAUGACAACAGUGAAAGAGUGGUGAAUUUAAUAUAUGUUUCGCAAGAUAAUGUUUACAAUAUACCAGCAUAUAUAGCAGGAAAAAUAUGUUCUUUUGAGAUGCCUGCUAGUUCAAUAUGAUUUAGUGAUAUCAUCGGUAGUGGAGAAUUUGGUAAAGUAUAUAUCGGUGAAGCCCAAGGAGUCAAUAGAAAUCUCGAAUGGACAACCGUUGCAAUCAAAACACUCACAGGUUAGUUAAGACCACAGAUCAAAUAUUAUACUGUAAUUGUUUAAAUAAUUGUUUCGCCCAUGUCCAUGCAAGUGGGUAAACGCAUGGACCAUUUUCAUAUAUUCCAGCAAUCGUUAGCUAUAUUGUCCAAAACCGUAGCGUGUAUAAAUUUCCAUCAUCAUGUUUUGUUGAUGGUAGCUGUUGACCAUAAACAAGAGAAAUUCGUUUUAACGCUUAGCACUAUUGGCAGUUGACGUCUACUCUCGAGUAAAUAAUAAGAGGGCAAAGGUUUUUUCGUGAUGUACCUUGUUGCUAUAAAAUUAUCCAUCUCGAAGCGCUUAUCAUGCAUGUACUUAUUUUUGGCUAUCAAAUGAAAGUUCAGGUGAUUGCAUCGCGAGCUAUCAAAAAUAUUAUCAUGGCGUUUUACCAUGACAUAAAAUGAAUUAGGCCUAAAUAAUGGUAAUUUACAAACAUUCGGCAAUAUUUCGGCAAUAUUUCCUUAACAUUCGUCAAUAUAUGACCUCAGUAAUUUCUAAGAAUUCCAAAUUGUAAAUCACUAAAAAUACCUACGUAUGCAUUCGGAAAGGUUGCAGUGACAUAUGUUGUCAUUCAGGUAUCGGCAUUUAAGGAAUCCGCUAACCUCAAUAAAUUAAACAAAUGUUAUAUAGAAUCUGCCAAUGAAGAAGAGCUUAAUGAUGUCUUACGUGAAAUUGAGUUGAUGACUGAUCUUGGAAAACAUGAAAAUGUCAUUCAGAUGUUUGGUUGUUGCACAAGAUGUCGUCCAAUAUGUUUAGUUCUGGAAUACGCCCCAGGCGGAAAUUUAAAAGUUUAUCUGAGGUCUCUUAAACAAAAG
Messenger RNA from Paramuricea clavata, 1083 nucleotides. NCBI's taxonomy places the organism in Eukaryota, Metazoa, Cnidaria, Anthozoa, Malacalcyonacea, Plexauridae. The record is from the annotation of a GenBank genome assembly.